Gossypium raimondii (Peruvian cotton) is the source of this 2584-nucleotide messenger RNA. RefSeq lists its product as uncharacterized. NCBI's taxonomy places the organism in Eukaryota, Viridiplantae, Streptophyta, Magnoliopsida, Malvales, Malvaceae. The record is from RefSeq and is a predicted model, not a curated record. Bases 398 to 772 code for a protein of 124 amino acids. The transcript is spliced from 6 exons.
AGCACCAGCAGAGCAGAGCAUAUCAUCGUUACCCUGAUCACUAGGUUCAAUAUAUAGAAACAAUAAAAUAUUUUCUGUACAAAAUUUGGGGAUUUAAGUUUAUCCAAUCCAUACUGUAGCAAUAGUCAAAAUACAACUUCUACACAAAUCUAUGGAUGAUAUGGAUUUGUCUGGGACUCUCUAUGGAAUCAAAAAUCCGCUUCUUCAACCAAACGGCCCGAUGGUUUCCUGCCUACCUAGCAACCAAACUGAAACCGGGCACACUCCCUGCAAAUCCUAUAUAUAAUAACUGCUGCCUACAAAAUAACACCCAGCAACCACGUCUUGCUAUUUCCCACAACAUUCCAAUUUCUUACUCAUUCACCGCUUCAGCUGCUCGGUAUUAUAGUCAACUACUAUGGCAACCAGGAUGGGCUUUAGAUACGUAUCUCGCAGGAUCUUGACUAGUGGGACUGGGAAGAUACUCAGUGAGGAGGAAAGGGCUACAGAAAAUGUUUUCAUCAAGAAAAUGGAGCAAGAGAGAUUGGAGAAACUUGCUCGCAAGGGACCCAAACCAGAGAAGCCUGAUGCCGGUUCAGGGGGUAGUGUGACCGAUGCUAAACCUAGUAGCUCUACCUCAACAUCAGGAGCAUUUACUGAGAAAGUGUCAACUGACAGGAUGCAGGAACCUGCUGAAGAGUUGGCACUGAUCUUGGAUUCUAAACGAAAUCUCAUGUCCUUGAUGAAACAGAAGGUUAACCAAACCACUCAUCACACCGAAAAGAUACAUUAAACGAUUCACAAGUUCCAAACUGAACAGAUGCACAGUAAUUAUUCAAAGUAUCUUAGGCCCCAAAUGAUGUUAGAGUAUCAUUCAACGCCAUGCUUCAACACGUUCUAUCUUUGAAUCUAUGCAGCUUAAAUUGCUUAUUCCUUUGGUCUUCUCAUCAAGUUUGGUUAUCUGAGGUACAGAUUGCUGCCCGCUGAUUUUGUCAGUUUCCUUCUUGAGACUUGAAUUACUUGAUUGACCAAUAUUGUUCUCUCCAGUGUUAGCCACGGUACCAGGCCUCUGGCAGUUGGCUACGAUGGCAUCUGUUUCGCUCAUGAAGGUUUCAACCGCGGCUGCAGUCUCAUCUGAAUGAUCUGCGUCAGGGACUAGACCUUUGACAGUCGGUGUUGAACUGUGAUCUUCAUUUUUCAUCUCAUUGUUCAGACUAUAUUUCCUGAAACUUUCACUUAAAGGUUCUUCAGCUAUGAAGGACAGCUCUUUCUCUUCAUUAUCCUUUCCAGUAUCUUGAAUGCAGGAGAUUGAAGGGCUCUGAUCUCCAUUAUCAUCAAAAGGCUCCAAAUGGACGGCCGCAGCUGGCUCGACCACUGAAUCCUCUCUUUCUCGCAGGGUCCUUACGAUAAGUGUCUUGAGGAAGUUCAUCACUUGGACCGCAUACAUCAGUGCAUUCAAGGGAUCUGCCAUCUGCAACCAAAAUAAGCAAUAAGCGGCAGCCAGCAGUCAGCACAAUAUAUGCAAGUAUGCAUGUAUGUGUGUGAAGAUUAAAAGAAGCUCACCUGAGUCAUGUUUGGUGCAAAAACCAUAGCAAUAUUGCGUGCGUUCAUCUUGUUUAGAUGUUGUUGUUGAACGACAUCAGCCAUGAGAUUGAUGGCCCAAUCGAGUAGAGCAAAUUCUGUUGGGGGUAUAAAUCUUGCAAGCUCAGCACACUGCUCUUCAGUCUGGCAUUCCAUUACUUGCUCAGGAGAUAAAGAAUCCAAAACUCCUCUUGGAAGUUCUCUGAACCAAGCCUAAGCAUAAUCGACAGCAAAUUAGUAUAUUAGGGUUUGAAGAACAUGAAAGUAACUUCAAAAAGCAUAGCCAUUUCUCCUCAGAUGCAUGUGGAUUUGCAAGUGGGAUUGAAGUGCCAUUUUCGUACCUUGAUUAAUCCUGCCAAACAAUGUACGUCAAUACCUUCUGGAACCACUCCGCCAUUCAGUUGCUCUCUAACAUAUUCCUCCUGACUGUUUUCGGCAUUAAUUCGAAAAAUCCCUUCUGCCUGCAUGUAUGAAGUCUAUGGUAAGGACUUGGGGCUGAAAACUUAGAAACCUUCUUGAGAAUUUCCAGUCAUAUAGAUAAGAGAGAAUGUUGAAGAAUUGGAUGUCCUCCUAUGUUGAGCAAUAGCAAAGAGAAGAUGAAGUAUGAAAAUAAGAAAGAAAACCUGCAAGCCUCCUUGAGCAUACAGACGUCUUUGCAUUAGCAAAAGUAUUGUUGGAACGAUGUUCCCUCUGGAGUCAUACGACAACUGCAUGGAUUCUGUGGAAACUCCAAAAACAGUUGUACUGCAAAAAGAAGGAACAAAAACACGAAUUAAGAGAUAUGCUGAUCCCGGGUGUCUGUCUUUUUUUUUGGGGGGGGGGGGGUUUCCAUUCUCUACAUGCCAUGAAUGCCCUACAAGGCUACAUGAAGAAACACUAAAUGGAACUUCCAGUUUCAUAACAAUUGAAUUUGAAUAUUCAAUAUAUGGUGUGCAGAUAGAGUUUCCGCGCAGCAUCAGUGGAAUAUUGAACCCUUUUAACGCAUCAUACAAUCAAUUGUAAUUAGGCCCUUUUUUACCCCGAA